Suhomyces tanzawaensis NRRL Y-17324 is the source of this 489-nucleotide messenger RNA. RefSeq lists its product as uncharacterized. The record is from RefSeq and is a predicted model, not a curated record. The transcript has a single exon. NCBI's taxonomy places the organism in Eukaryota, Fungi, Ascomycota, Pichiomycetes, Serinales, Debaryomycetaceae. Bases 1 to 489 code for a protein of 162 amino acids. Gene Ontology annotation, molecular function: zinc ion binding; carbonate dehydratase activity.
AUGACUGCAGCUACCGAAUUUGAAACUGCCAACUCCACUUACUCUUCAACUUUUUCCAAGGGCGAUCUUGCUCUCCCACCGGCCAGAAAAGUUGCGGUGGUUGUGUGUAUGGAUGCGAGAAUAGACCCAGCAGCAGCUUUGGGAUUGUCGGAAGGAGACGCCCAUGUGAUCCGCAACGCGGGAGGCAGAUCUUCGGAUGCGUUGAGAAGUGUGAUAAUCCUGCAACGGCUCCUUGGUACCAAAGAAAUUGUGGUGGUUCACCACACUGACUGCGGAAUGCUUACAUUUUCAGACACCGAUCUUCGCGGAAUUGUCAAGGAGCAAACAGGCCAUUCGGUGGACCAUGUUGCGUUUUUGCCAUUCAAGGACUUGGAGGAGAGCGUGCGGGAAGAUGUCGAAUUUUUCAGAAAGAGUCCGUUAGUGUUGGAUGUGCCUGUGACAGGAUAUAUCUAUGACGUGAAAACGGGUCGCAUUGACAAGGUGGAGUAA